Grus americana (Whooping crane) is the source of this 15111-nucleotide messenger RNA. RefSeq names its product zinc finger and BTB domain containing 34 (gene ZBTB34). NCBI's taxonomy places the organism in Eukaryota, Metazoa, Chordata, Aves, Gruiformes, Gruidae. The record is from RefSeq and is a predicted model, not a curated record. The transcript is spliced from 2 exons. Gene Ontology annotation, molecular function: RNA polymerase II cis-regulatory region sequence-specific DNA binding; protein binding; DNA-binding transcription factor activity, RNA polymerase II-specific. Gene Ontology annotation, biological process: regulation of transcription by RNA polymerase II. Bases 8758 to 10320 code for a protein of 520 amino acids.
CCAGGUGAGCAGCGGGCGGGCUGGCGCGCCGCAGCGGGCGCUUGGCCCGAGGGCCGGCUUGGCGCUCCCGUGCGGGACGGAGGCCGUUCUCUGGGAAGGGGGUCCUAGCGCCCUGACAGGCCCCGCAGGGGCGGCGGCCGCGGGCCGGCGGCGGAACGGGCGGCCCGGACGCCGCGCAGGGCUCGGCCGCGGUCUCGUGGCAGCGGGCUCGGGCUCGGAUCUGCGACCACCCGGCUCCCGCGGGGGCGAGCCGCGACGAGGGCCGCCUGGAAGCGGCGGCAGCGGCUCUCUGCUCCCGCGACUGGUCCCGGCUCGCCGGGGUUGCCUAGCUCCCAGCAUCGUCUCGCCAGAAGCUGUCGUCGCGUAACACGGGUCUGUGCCUCCAGUGUAAUUUUGGCUUCCUAGCAGGGGGGGCGAACGCGUGUGUGUCUUGGGCUUCUGUUAACGCGGACGAAGCAUAAAAUAAGGGACGCGGGGGGCUGGCUGGCUGAGGCGGGUUGAGACCGGUACCGCUUGUAGUGUUCUUGCCAGAAGUUGGUGGAGCUUCAGCUGCUGCUGUUCCGUUAGAGGAGUUGGAAGUUCUAGUGAAGCCCCAAUCUCUGUAAAUGCGAAGGCCCUUCAGAAUCCCUGCGGGUGUGCGUAGCACACAGAAUUGGCUUUAUUUUAGAAUGAAGCAAAGUUGAGAGUGAAUUUGGAACAAGCCUCAACAGUCUCAGAAACAUUGAUAUGGGAGAGCCUGGUUGCCAGGGAAAAAAAAAAAAAAACCAGAAAAAAGCCGGCACAGGACUAGCUGCACUACAGUUGUUACAUGUUACGGAAUUCUCAACAUCUGGAACCAGGAUGUGCCUGUGCCUCAUUGCCUGUUCAAUGAGAGCUAUGAAACGUUCAGUCUUUCAGAAGGAAUGGACUGGGAAAAUACUACAAAAAUGUGUUCUUCAUAGAUAUUUUAAAUCUACAGCAAAAAAUGUUGCUGAUAUCUAGGGAAUAUGGCUACUUCAUUGCUUAACUUUUCAUUGGAGCCAAAAAGUUAUGGAUUUGAUGAAAAGUGACUAAGGUUUAAAAAAAAAGUAGAUGGAUUAAAAUGCAUAAUACUAACCAAGUAUUACCUUGAUAGCAAAUAAUUUAUUAUUGUAAUAGCAGAAGGUAGAAAAGCCCUCUCCCCAUCCUCUCCCUCCCCACUUCUUAAAGUUCUGCGUGUAUGUAUAUUGCAAGUCUCAUACUCUCUGUCGGAGGUUUUUUUAUACUGAUAGUGGCAUCUCAAAGUUGUCAGCUAUUCAGAAAAUGCGGACAGUAACUAUUUAGGAUUCCAUAGUGGCUAUACUAUGAAAUUUGUGCACAAAAGAAAAGUUUGUGAUCAUUACUUGUAAGAUCUUGCUGAUUUAAAGUGUAUGUAUCAUAAAUAUGUCCCUUUGUUUUAUUUAUCUGACACAAUACUUUUACUGAUCUUGGCUAUCUCCAGUUUGCCUUCUAGUAGCUUUUUUUUUUUUAUUUCUCUAUUCAGAAAUAGAUACAUACCUGUAACUGCUUUUGUGGUAACUUGAUUUCUAGAGCCAAAAUUUAGAGAUUAUUUGUAUUGAGGUUUCUGAUCAUUGGGUGAAACUUUUUUUAUGCAUCAAUAGUUGUUUCAUUUUUACUCUUUUAAUCACUUCCAUACAGGCAAGCAAUUGUGAGGAAGACAGUUUGAGAAUAAGGGAUGAAGGUGGCCCUUGGACUUCAGUUUCAGAACAGCUUUCUUUGGAUAUUUGCUCAAAUAAGAGACUCCCGGGGUUUUUUUUAUUAAAUGCUAAAUCUGCAGUUCCAAUAAUUUCCCUGCUGCACCAUACUAAGCAUUGAGAAUAGGUUUUAGUGUUACCAAUAUUAGCAUGUAUAUGUAUGUGUCUAUAUAUAUACAUACAUAUAAAGUAAUUGUUUUUCAUUUUGAUGUUAAAAUCAUCCACUCCAAGUGGUUUUCUAUUCAUCAUGUUGUGAAUGUUGGUGGGUUAAAAAUAAAUCCUUUUCAAUUCUUGUUAGACAAACGUCUGAAUUAGUAAACCCCUCCACUUUUUGCAGAGAGUUUUUUACUGUAUUGCUCACCCAUGCAAAUGAUGGAAUUGUGUUCUGCAACACUUUAUGAGUGCUUGCCUGACAAACAUGAGUUUUAGUCUUGAUUUCACUGUGGAUAUUUAGUACUUUAAGUAGAGUGUUGCCUCUCUGUCUGCAGGGGAGGAGUAACGACACUGACUUUCACUGUAGUGUUCUGAUACCUACUGAUGAAGGUGUGCAAGAACUAAGUUUUCUAGUAACUACAUUUCAGCCUGUACUAACUGGCUUCAGUUUCUGAGGAAACCAGAGUUUUCCUGCAUAUUUAUGAGGUAAUGUAACAAAGUUUUAAAUUGUUGUGUAGUCUCCACAACUAUAACACAUUCUCUAUUUUAGUCUAAAAUAGAAGUGAAACAGAUUCAUUUUCCAAGCUGUUUUCCAAUGAAUAAUAAGAUAUAUGCACCUUUUAUUGUAUGCUUUAUUACAGAUAAUUCACUAUUUCAAGUUUUGGCCAAACUCAUUAUUUCCUUUGAUUUCAGUGGGCACUUUUUUUUUAGCUUAGUUCAAAUUUUCUCAAAACUCAACGCACCUUGUGAAUUAAAUCUAUAGAGUGAUUUGUGAAUGGUUAACGUUUGGAAGAAUGAGGAUUUGAAAUCCUGUUUUGUUAAGAAAGGAACUAAUUGCUUCCAUAGCCAUUUAUUUUUGAGAGACGUGGUCGUUUUGAGACCACUGUAGAUGUAAAAGAUGCCAUAAAUAAUAUGCAUUUUAUCCUGUUUGAGAAGCUGCAAACAAAAUGAAACUUCAUGCUGCAACAGAAACAUUAACAGAAUUUUCUCUUGUGCUGUAUCAUCCCUUAGGAUCUGCAUAUCCAGCCUUUGUUAAACUUCCAUCUGAGUCCAUGACAGCCACUUAUUUAUUCUGAGAUAUCAAAAUUUCAUGUUUAUAUGCAGCAAUCUCUAGUUGUACUCUCCAGCAUGUCUAAGUUUAAAUAUAUUUGAGUGAGUUUAAAAACAAAGAAUACAAAUCAACCUAAGCAAAGAUUGUUGUUUGAUUUAUUCUUCCAUGGAUAAUGCUGCUUCUAGAAUUCGGCUUUGUAAUUCCCUGGGAACCAAGAGUUCACAAAAGAAGAGUGUAAAUAAGAGUGAUUUAGGAAAUGAUCUUGUUUGACAUGACAAAUACUUGAGCAGAAAUUCCAUACUUGGUUUAUGUUCCAUCCAAGGGAAGCUUUGAAAGAAGACAGAUGAAGCUAUCACUUUAUGUGGUCAAGCAGAUACUUGCAAUUUUACCACCAAUAUUAAAGCCUAUUUCUUUGUGUCAUUAAUUUCUUUGAUUUUAGUUAACAGUCAUUUGCUUGUGAAUUACUGCUACGAGUUAACAUCUGGGUGACCAAAUUCAGAAAGAGUAAAGUUCUUAACAAUUUUUUGCUUACUAUAGUGCUACGAUUUAUGUGAUAAAUGUUAUGUUAAAGAGCUUUUAAAUGUUAGUUCUGUGUAAUGCAGUCAAAGUUUAGAAAAAUUGAGUUAGUACACAAAAAUUUAUAUAUCCCUUCCACUAAGCUCCAAGGGUUUCCUUAAGUACCAAGUGGAAACAUUCCCCAAUCAUACUUUCUGUGGUUUAAAGGAGUUGUUUUAAAUUUAUAAAUAUAUAUGUCUAUGAUUUUAGUGCAUAAAUUACAUAGAGAAGUGUGUCAUUAGGCAUAUUUUCUGUCACCAGGAGGAUGCCACAAAAUAGACUGCAUGGAUGAGUUGAAAAUACACAAGGGUCUAUUUUUAUUAUUUAUUGUGUGUGUUUCUGGAAAAACCUUUAGUGCAAUUGAUUUUUAAAUCUAUAAAAACCAGUAGUAUCUGAUUAUCUCACUUAAGAUAAAUAUAAAAUAAUUUAGUCUCCUUCAUGAUCUUUAAAGGCUGGAGAGUUCUUAAGAAAAUGGCUGCUUCAAUUUAGGAAAAAAUGAUGCAAAACCCAAUGCUACAUAUUUGCAUAGUACUGCUUAUAUUAUUAUAAAUGUGGUGUAGUUCUGCACAAAAUCGUCUCAAUUGUUGGGAGAGUAGCUUUUUUUUUCCUUCUUUCGUUUUUUUAAAAUGAUUGCAGUAUUAAAAUCUGUUUUCUAGUUGUAGGGAAGCUUACCAUAGUGAAGCAGCAGUGCUGUGUGUCACACUACAUAAGGCCAUCCAAGGGCACUAUAUGUUGACUUUUAAAAGAAAAUACAAUACUUUACUGUUUUGAGAGGUAUAAACUGGUAAAAGAUUAUAUGAUCAAUUUCUUCCCUGUUUUCAAAGAUUAUUUAAAGAGGACUGUCUUAGAAAUGCCCCUAGACUGUGACAUAUCUGAUUGGAGUUUUUCUUUGGUACAGCUAGUGUUAAUUAUUGGGGCUGCUGUAAUCUGAAGACUAAGGCAAAUGCAAACUGAAAGGAGUGAGAGUGAUGAAGAUUUUUGCCCUAAAGCUUCCAUGAUCACAGCUGUUAGGGUUACAUUCCUAGGUUAAAAUUCUCUUGAAUGAUGAUACGUUUUUGCAGUGAUGCCUUAAGUUCUCACAGAUGAUGUAGUAAAUACCGAAUCCUACAAAAUGCAAGGGAGGAGUGCACUGAUUUAAACAAAUAUCUGUUUCUUUUCUUGCUUUUUCUCUGUAUUCUGAGCAGUAAUGUAUGGAGUAUCCGUUCUUGGUGUCAUGGAGCACUUUUGUUUGUUUUAGUCUUGAUUUUGGUUGUGAUCCUCCUGACUUUUGUAUGUAUUUCUGUUUUCAGACACAUGCUACAACAGUAAUGAUUUGUAAUGUGUGUUUUUUUUCCCAAGGAACCCAUGUUGCUGAGCUAACUAAAGAAAAUGCAAGGGAUCUUUUCUCACACCUUUGUGUGAGUUAAAAUGAGCAUAAUUUGUAUCAUUCACCUGUCUAUGAGAACUGCGAAUCACACAUCAAUGAGUUAAUGAAAUUAAACAGGUGCAGACUUAGAAGCAGAAACUAAUACGAUGUUGGCAGACACUCAGCUUCGUGUUGUAGUUAUAUGAUGCUUCCCUCCUGCUACUGUAUGAUGUCAGUAAAAUUAAAUACCAAAUGUGUUUUGUCACUAUCUAUUCUUGGGGUUUUGAGUGAAAUAAGAGCUGUCAUAGAACAUAAUUUUUAAAGUAAGUUUCUUUUGAAGUCUAACGAGAAAUGUUAAAUGCAUAUCAUGCUCAUGUUCACAGGUUACUUCAAUUAACACUUUUGUUUGAAGACAUAGGGCAGCAAUCCACUCCUAGUAAAUUCGUACUAUGGUCUACGUUUGCUGUAUAAGACCCUGAUGAAUAAAUGUAAUGCAGACGCAAAGAGAAUUCAUACGAUUCUUUUGAGUGUGACUGGAUCAUCUCCUACAGAAAUAGACAGGAGGCUUGACACAGAGCGCUGCUGAGACUUAGUGAACUUAACGUCUGGUUCUGGCCUGUGCUUUAAAACUAGAAAGCCUUCACCCAAUUUCUUGGAUGUGUAAUAUCUAUGAAAACCUUAAACACUUUGAUCUGCUUACACAGGAAGGUUAAGAGAGGACCUAUUCAUAGACAGGUGCCCAGAGGUGCACUUAAAUCUUACAGGACUUUAACCUAACAUGACACUAUCCCACAGUCAGGAGCGGAAACUAAAGCAAGACAAAAUGCAUUACUUUUUAACAAUGAGAGUACCUAACGUUGCUAUGAGUUGUCUUAGUUUUCACUACCCCCCAAAUGCUUGAGUUUGUAUAAUACAAAUAGAAUUGUCUUCAUUCUGAACUACUACACUGUGGUCUUGGACCUGAAGAACACAGGUUACCUCCAUAUGUGCUGAAAUACCAUCAAAGGUACUGGACGUGACUUGUGACUACAUGUUAAUUAUUUUUUUUCUUUACCUCUGCUGAUUCCAUAAAGAAUUGUUAUGUGAAUUAAAGUAGUUAGAUUCUCAUUGCUUUGGGAAACAGAGCUUCCUUAUGACUGUCUGGUUAACUGUAGAGAUUUUUUUUUUCUUUAGAGCAUACAGUGGAUGUGUCCAAAUUUAACUUGCGUUUUAGAGUACCUUUCUGCUUCAGUUCAAUGCUACUCGCCUCAUCCGAAAAUAGAAGAGGUUAGGGAGACAUUCCAGCUUGGAGGAAGCUGUUAAAAAAUUGGGGGUUUCUUAUUAGCCUUUUCAAACUGUAGUGAUCUUCCAGGACUAUUUCAGAAAUACUUCCACCAUAAAUCAUAUUGUCUUGAAAUCAAGAGCUACUGGUCUGCCAGCAUUGAUGAAUAAUUGAGUAUUGUUAUGGUACAGUACCCUGCUGAACAAUAUUGUAGUUAAUUCUACUGGAAUUUGAUUAUGGAACUGCUAACUUCAUUCUGUAUACAAAUAAAAUAAAACCUUCUUGUGUAUGGGAAUAUAAUCUAAAGAUUACUUUUAUUUUCUAGAUAGUGACAUUGGGGGUUUAUGUGAAUAAAUAAGAUCAUUCUUCUUCUAACCAUUAUUCAUCAAUAAAACAUUGCUAGUGGUGUCUACUUCUCUGAUGUGUGUGAUGCCCAGAUUUUUCCCUGGGUCUUGCCUUCCCAAAUUGAUGCAAGAAAGUUGGGAUGCCCUAGUACUAACCCCAGCAAAAUUACUGCAGUCUCUGCUGUUCUUGGUACAGUCCUGCCUACUCCUGAAUGUGGUGUCACUGGCAACCUCGUCACUUCCAGGACCUCUUCGACUAGAGAUUUCAGAGUUUGGCUGAAAGCGAAAGAAGGGUUUCCUUCUGUCAAGUGCUGCUGCUGUUCAAAAUUCUUGUUAUUUAACCCCAGCUUUUUACAGAUGUUUUCGAGAUCACAGGAAGCAUGCAUCUUCAAAGGAAAAAACUCAGGUGGAAGAGUAGUCACAAGUGCAUGCUGUAGCUUGUUCGCUUUCUUUUUUAAGAGCAGAGGGGUAUAGAAACUAGUCCGCUGCUUUUUGGGCUGUGUUUUGUGUACUUGAUCUGUUUGUUUGCUUUCAAAGCAAUACUGUGUGUUCCCUUGAUCCCUAUUUCUGGUUUUUACUGUUUGUCUGGUACACCGAUAGCCAGACCUUUAAUUCCAUCAUCCUCUCCACUCACUACCAGGAUUUGUGCUGUUUACUCCUAACAUUUUAAGGAAAAUAAGCUUCUUUGUUUCCCAAAAUAAAGAUGAAACAACUCUGAGAACAAGGAUGUAGAAUUGCUUGUAGAUAUGUAUGCCUAUGGAGAUAAUUAGAUGCUCGAACAGAGUUGUGAUGUGCAAGGAUCGCUGAGGAUCCCUUUCUCGGUGUCCCUCUCUUCCUGGUUCUCGUGCUUUCUCUGGUAUGUGCUCAUACUUCAUUUUCAAUGUGUGGCUGCGUCCUAGGGAGUAUGAAUUCAUCUAGAGAUGCUAAGAUGCCAUGAUCAAAUGAACUUUUUUUUUUUUUCUCUGCAGUAAGGCAUAAAAUGUCCAAGUUCUUUCUACUCAGGUGUUUAUCCUUAAUUCAUUCCUUCUGUCUGGAUUAGUGCUAGUGGUGACAGUUUGUGUUUUAAUAUUUUGUCUAGGACCGAGUUGUUCUCCAUUUUGCUGAGCAAGAGCCCUUAGGGAAGUAUGGGGCAAGGAGGAAGGCUGCUUUCUAACAUGACAAAGUUUCUGUACAUUCUAGUCACAAAAAAGGAGUAAUUUCUGGUGGGAGUUGAGUGAGGCUUGACCAGGAUCUGAUUCCUUAGCUCAAGGAUCUGAAACGAUGCAGGAAUGACAAAUUAUCGCUGCUGGGGACUGGUCUUGUAGUUUGUACGUGGUCCUCAACGUAGGUAACUUGUUGAUUCAUGUCACUUCAGGUCAACAAAAGCUCUUCCUCCACUUAGCAAAGACAGCUUAAUCAGGAAUGUCCUGAUGUUGCAUCUGUGCAUAGCUCAUAAGCCCCACAAGUUAAAGGUAGUGACCUACGUUGGGUUUGUAAGGAAGCCUGCUGCCCUGUCAAACAAGAGGGAGGGUGACAACAUGUGUCCUAACUGCUGAGACGUCUGCCUUCCCAAUGGAGUGGAUGCAUCUGCUAGCGACUUGAACAGUGGUUCUCUGCACAGCAUGUGGGGAUGCUCAGAAUAACAAGGUUAAUCUUGCUGUUUAAGUACCCUACUGUUAGACUGGGGUUUGUUUGUUUGUUGGAAUGUUUGAUUUCUGACCUGUGUCUGACUUGCAUCAGCUCACAAGCUCUGAAUCAUUUCGUAGCUUUGUUCACCGAAUAAAAGAACUGUCCUGCCAAAGGUAUCUUUGUGUAGAUGGCUGCGAUCACGUCACUUCUGUUAACCACCUUUUAGACCUUAUUUCCCUCAUCAGAUAUACAAGCAUAUAAAACAUCUUUUCCCCUGCUUUUACAUAACAACUGUAAAAAAACUCAGAUGAAGUCUGGUUUACCCAUUUUAAGCUAUGUCACAUUGGUAACUUAAAGAACAUGUUUAGCAAGUCUGAUAACCUGAUUUUGAAUGCUCUGUGAGAGUUUUUGACAGUUUUCUAAAUCAGACAAUGUCAGUCAAGUCAGGAAGCUGGCUAUCUUGUUUCUCUGCUGAAAAUAAGUUCCAUUUAUGAAGAUUAUGAAUGUUAUUCUUAAGUGACAGUCAGCUGAUACAGCUCCAGUUCUUCUUUGUAGGCUUUUUAUCAUAUUCUUACCUGUUGAUUUUGUUUUUAGAGUGCCUGAAUUUUCAUAAUUUGAUUUAAAUUGUUCAUAUGUCCCAUUACAGCAUGUAACAUAAGACAUAAAUAGAAAAAAAAAUCCACUAGUAUCUUGUGAUACAUUGGACAUGCUUCCUGCAUCAGAAGUCAAUGGAUGAUGUUGAGAUCUGUUUGUUCAAUUGGAAAAGCAGAUUACUCUUUACAUCAGUAGAAAUGGACAGCAGCAGUUUCAUUCAGUUUGAUGUGCCCGAGUACAGCAACACUGUUCUGAGCCAGUUAAAUGAACUCCGCUUGCAAGGAAAGCUAUGUGACAUAAUUGUGCAUAUUCAGGGUCAACCAUUUCGAGCCCAUAAAGCUGUCUUAGCUGCCAGUUCUCCGUAUUUCCGUGACCAUUCAGCAUUAAGCACCAUGAGUGGCUUAUCAAUAUCAGUUAUUAAAAAUCCCAAUGUUUUUGAACAGUUGCUUUCUUUUUGUUACACUGGAAGGAUGUCCUUACAGCUGAAGGAUGUUGUUAGUUUUCUAACUGCAGCUAGCUUUCUACAGAUGCAGUGCGUCAUUGAUAAAUGCACACAGAUACUGGAGAGUAUUCAUUCAAAGAUCAGUGUUGGUGAUGUUGACUCUGUCACUGUCGGUGCUGAAGAAAAUUCAGAAAAUCGCAAUGGAGUUAAAGACAGCAGCUACUUUGCCAAUCCUAUUGAGAUAUCUCCCCCCUAUUGCUCUCAGGUGCGACAGUCAACAGCAGGCAGCGAUCUUAGGAUGGAAACUACUCCAGGCAAAACUCUACGUAGUCGUCUGCAAGAAGAAGGGCAUUCAGAUCGAGGAAGCAGUGGGAGUAUCUCUGAAUAUGAGAUUCAGAUUGAAGGUGAUCAUGAGCAAGGAGACCUGAUAGUAAGGGAGAGUCAGAUUGCAGAGGUGAAAGUUAAAAUGGAAAAGUCUGACAGGCCAAGCUGCUCUGAUAGCUCUUCCCUUGGUGAUGAUGGAUAUCAUACUGAAAUGGUGGAUGGAGAGCAAGUGGUGGCAGUAAAUGUUGGUUCCUAUGGGUCUGUCUUACAACAUGUUUAUUCGUUUACCCAUGCCUCAUCACAGGCCGCAGGUGUGUCUGAAACCUUCGGAAGCCUGAGCAAUACGAGUCCUUCAAGGUCAAUGCUGAGCUGUUUCAGAGGGGGUCGUGCACGCCAAAAACGGGUAUCCACUGCUCACUUGCAUAGCGAUGUUCAGGGCUUGGUUCAAGGGGCUGACAGUGAAUCCAUGGUGAGUAACCCAGGAUAUGAAAAUAGUCCACGGGAAAGAAAUACAAGAGGUCAUUGGUAUCCAUACAAUGAGAGGCUAAUUUGUAUUUACUGUGGAAAGUCUUUCAACCAGAAAGGGAGCCUUGAUCGACACAUGCGAUUGCACAUGGGAAUAACUCCUUUCGUGUGCAAGUUUUGUGGGAAGAAAUAUACCCGCAAGGACCAACUUGAGUAUCAUAUUCGUGGUCACACAGAUGACAAACCCUUUCGCUGUGAGAUCUGUGGAAAAUGUUUUCCUUUCCAGGGUACACUAAACCAGCAUUUGCGAAAAAAUCACCCUGGGGUAACAGAAGUAAGAAACAGGGUAGAGUCUCCAGACAGAACAGAAGCGUUUGUGGAACAGAAAGUAGAUAAUGAUGCUUCAGCUUCUGAAGCUAUGGAUUCUAGUAUGGAAAUUCAUGCAAUGUCUAACACAUCUGAUUAAAAUGUAACAUUCUAAGUGCAACACAAACAAGCACAUUACUAAUGUAUUUUUUAAAUCUUUUAUUCUUUUAGUAAUCUUCAGUACAAGUAUAACAGCCUUUUAAUUUUCCUAACCUUCUGGAAAUCACUUUGAAAUGGUUUCUGGAGAAGACUACAUAAGUAUUCUUUGUUUUUGAAGGAGGCUGGGUUGUUUGAGGGUUGUUUUUUUUUUAACUUUUGAAGAUGCUCAAAAUACAAAAGACAGUGUGCUGGGGAAAGAAUAGGAAGAGUCUGCUAAAGUGUCCCUACUGGUUGAUCUGGCAAGACACAAAUUCCAGUGGAGAAAGAUAUUAGAAUAAGAUUGGCAGCUCUGCUGGAUACACCAAGAAGCUGUAAUCUCCCUUAUUUUAUUUCCUAAAUCCUGUUGCUGGUAAUGAGUUACACAGCGGUGGGGAGAGAGAAUAUUAUAGCUUUGAUUCCUUCCAUGUGUCACAAUGAAAUCUGUUUGCUUUUACUAACUGUUUUUGGUAGUUAGUCUGUUUAUAUAUAUAAAUUUGCUUUAUAUAUAUAAAAUGCUUUCACUUUUCCUAUUCUGGUUGAGGUGAAUGUAAAAGUAUGUCAAGGUUUAUACCACGUACCACUCUUCCAACUGCUAGGUCUCCUCUCUGCUUAGGAUUUAGGACUUCGGACUUGGGGAGAAUGGUUUUGGUUUUAAAAGAAUGUUGUUUGGUUUUCAUUUUAUUAAACUAUUACUUUGUGUGCAAAAGUGAGCAAAGUGAAUUACCUUGUUUUAAUAGCUUUGCUUUAUAACAUAUGUAAACCAAAUGCCAUAAAUCUAUUAAAUUAUGGUUAAAUUGUUGAGGGGUUUUGUUAGUUGUCUAGAACACAAGCUGGACAACCUGUGGUGCUGACCUUUUUAUAUAUAUAGAGAUAGAUAUAUCUAUAUAUAUAUUAAAAAAAAAAAAACUAAAAAAAAAUUAGCAAACCUAAAAGUAGCAUUGUGGUUUUAAAUGUGUUUUUACUGGCCUCAGAAUCUACCUUCAUUUCGUACUGUAGAACCAUACCAGGUAAUUAAAUUUAACUUCAUCACUCUUCAUGGUUGGUUAAAACCGGAGAGAGAUGUUGUAGUUUAAACUACAGUAUUUCCAAGCAGUAUUUUAAUAGGUCUCUUCACAGAGAGCUGUUUUCAGGUGCACAUUGACUUCCUACUUAAAGCUCCAAGUGAUAUGUCAGCACUUGGAAUUUGUACUUUUUUUUGUAUAAAAAAACAAAUACUCUAUGGGAAUUUCGAGCAAUAUGUCUGUUAUUUCAUGUGUGAGUAUUACAGAGUUGCUAUGGCUUCCCUACUAUUUUCAGUGGUUGUUUUCUGCAUAAAGGAACUACCGAAACUUUACAAAUAUUCUAAAUCUUUUUGUUUCACCAAAUGUUUGUGUUUUUUUUUUAAUAUGGUGCUAACUUCAUCAUUUAGGUCAGUAUGAUAUAUAAAAUGUGAAACCUAAUAGUAACAGUUAAGCAAAAGAAAAAAACACACACACACACAAAAAAAAGCCCAAACAAAAACCCAACUAAACAAAAAAACAAACCCACCCCAAAAAAACAAACCACAACAAAAAAAAUACAAAACAAUAGCUUAAGAGACCUCAAAAGCAUGAACUGGCAAACACUACUGUGUAAAAUUCUACCUGAUGAACAGAACUAAAUUAAUCACAUGCUUCUUUAAAAUACAAGUUUUAUAUAAUUGGGCCUUAUGUUUGUUUAGCAAAUAUUGAAAAUACAUCUGUGGACAUGCUGUUUAACUCCUGAAAUUUAGAAAAAAAAAGUUUAUUUCUAAAUUACAGGAAAGCAAAAAGGUAGGUUUGCUAUCUUGUAAAGCUUUUUUGGCUCCUGUGAAGUUGGGGCAUAUUUGUGCAGUAGCUUUAUUAAAUACACUAGUUCUUACUAUUGUGACAGUCUGCAAUAAGAAUUAAUGUCACUAAAUACAGAUUUACAGUAUAAACCCCACCUGCUUCAUUGGAGCAGUUUCAGUUCAAUUGAGUACCUAAUUUGCCUCUUUGUCCUAAAAUUGCCUAAAUAAAGAGGCAGAGGGUGGGGAGAUAUUUCUCUCUGUGAAGCAACAAAAGAACUUUUGUUUCCAGUAAGGGAAACUAUAUGUCUGUGUCUAGGGAAGGUAGUCUAUGUGUUUACCCACUUAAAAACAUUUUGGUGUUUCUGAUACUGGUUUUUUUCCUAAAUGUGUGUUUUAAGAAACUAAAUGCAAAAAAAAAUUGUGUUUUGAUAAAUUACAUUUGAGACAUGCAAAAUCCAAGAAAUAUACAGUUAAUUUAAACCCUUUAUCUUGGACCCGUGCUGUGGUGCCUUUGGUGUGACUUUUGCCAUGGAAGUAUGAGUUGAGGAUAGCAGGAUAUGGGUACUAAUUUUAUAUUUCUUGAAUUUCUCUGUGUCACAAUCUUAACAUUAUUUAAAUCUAGUUCUUUGUAUUUGUAAAUGUAUUAAAAUGGUUUGAGUUUACCAAAGAGUGACUUAUCCAAAAUUGUCUCUGACAAAAACAAAAAACAACAUCACUUUGAUUGUACAGGUUCAGGUUCAAAAUGUUCUAACGGGACUGUUAAGGGGCAGGAAAUGAUCACUUUUUCUACAAAAUCAUGAUUCAGCAGUUUGCAAGUUCUGCUUGCUCCUAUUCGUGUUGAUAUGCCAUUUACCCUUUCCACUGCUAGCAGUGUUAAUAAUUAUCAAGCCAUAACACAGUACUGUAAAGUUCAGCAGUGCUUCAAAGGAUGCAUACGUAGGUGAGCAUAAACAUCAUCGAGCAUUACAUUUACACUUACAAAGUGUGUGACUCUGGUAGAAAACGAACUUCAAACCUGGCAACAGCAAUUAAAUUGUGCCUUGUCACAUAACGGUAUGCCAGGAUUAACAUUGUCAUGAAACAUGAAGCAUUAUCUGAUUGAAGUUCAUUUCACAAGUCCACCAAAACAGAGUAUGCUGUGUUAUUUUAAGCAAAUUAUGGAAGUACUGUACAGUGUCUUGUGUCUGUACAGUUUUAAGUUAGCACAGAGCUGUUACACAUUUCAUUUACAAUAAAUGCAGAAGUCAAUAAAAUAUGUGAAGAAAUAUUUGACAGCAAAAUAAGUCAUGAAAUUAUAUAGGCUGGUUCAUAAUUGAGUCUCUUCUUAAUCUACCUUUUAAUUAUAGACAAAUGUGAAAACAGUGACAGUGUCCUUUCCUCUAGAUGUUUAACCUAUUAUGACAAACUGUGAAAAUAAAGGAUUUUAUACCUUUGCUAAUAUUUGUGGUUAUAAACAGUUAUUUUAGUUUUCUUAAUCAGUUAUCUUCCAUAUUACUUCUUUUAAACUUGUAAAUACAUUUAGCAAAUAGCUUUGUAAAUACUUACAGUAUAUUAAAAGUUCAGUUUGGUCAACAAGGCCUCAAGAUUGGCUCGGCUUUUUUAGUGUGAAAUCUUUCAAUAGCAUAAAGGAUACUGUCAGUUCACUGUUCAGCAGAAUAUACUGUAGGCCUAAAUUGAUAGUUCUUAAUGCAGUCUUCCCAAGCGUAAAUUCAUGUUUUAUGCUGAAGCCUUUGGUUUACUUUUAUAGAAAACAAUUAGGCCUCUUAAUGUGUUUAGGCUGAAUUAUGGGAAGAACAGCAGGAAUAAAAUCAAGGGCUGGGAAAAGAUUGAAUGAGCUUUACCUUUAAAUAUAUAUAUAUAUAUAUCUUAUUUGAAUUUUUGUAUUAGUUUACUGUGAUUCUUUUAUUGUCAUUUUUCUAAACAGGUUUCACGUGAAACCAUUGAAAGGGACUCAAAUAUGCAACACCUAAUCUAUUUUCCAAGGGAGUUUUACCCUUGAAUGGUGCUUUUUGACUGGUCAGGGUUAUUUAUUAAAUUUUAUAUUUGAAAGUAUUUGGGGAAUUAUGUAAAUUCUUUAUAUGAAUCUGUUUAUUUCAUGAAUUGUAAAUUUCAUAAUACUCAGUGAUUGAAUUGGAAGUUCAGUAAAGUCAUUCAAAAUGUUCAAAGUUUAUAAUCUGUGUGCAUUUCACAAAUAUUUUAACAAGUGCCAGAAUAGUUGUAUUUAAUAUUGUAGAUUUAAUACUACUUGCACAUCCCUGUGACAGCAUUAACUUAAGUUACGCAAGUUUACAUUUUAAAAAAGAAAAAAAAAAAAAAAGCUAAACAAACAAGUAAGCCUGGGACACAUGUUCCUGUAUUUCUUCAGGGGGUGUGAAGCUAAGCAUCAGUAACUGAGCAGGUUUGCUUCUAGUUUCUGUGAGUAACUCCUGCUGUGGUGGAUACCAUGAACUGCUGUCUCUCCCAUUUACAUAUGCUAUGAAUUCAGCCUUUGGACUUGCACUGCAAGCCUCUGGUUGUCUAUCUGAUUAAACAUAGAGCUCUUGCACGAUUUUAACAGUGUUGGUUUCUGACUGAAAAAUUGUAUUUUUAAAUAACUUUUAUUUGUAUGGUUGUUUUUCAUGAUAAAUAAUUGAACAGUUUGAAUGACUUGACUUGGUGUCAUUAUCUUGCAAUAUAAACCGGUAACCUCACAACUCCACACUUCAUCACCAUAUGAAGUAAAUGAAGCUAGCUAAGCUGAUGCUGUAACAAUUAAUAACUUGCCAUUAAGGAUUAUUUUAUAGCAUGAAUUUUAAAAUAUUUAUUCAAAUGAUAUUUUACUCUUGUAUUCACUUUGUUUUUAGAUUUGUGACAUGAAUAUUUCAGUGCUGCUUUAUUUUGUUCUGAUGAAUUUGUUUCUUGCUUGUAAAUUGCUUUUUUUAUGGUAUAAAGUCAAUGGGAAUUGCUGUUUGUAAAUUAAAACGCUUC